AUGGACAGCGUCUCUACAACAAGUCUGCUCGCCGGUCAGUCAUUGUCCGCCACCUUUGGCCAUCACACGAGAUAUAAUGGUGAAGCUGGAACUGUUCCAGAGUCCACGCUUGAAAGCAAUUUUGAUCCCAAUGACGAGUCUUUCUUUGCACCCACCGCUGUGGGAGACACCAGCAAUGAGCUUGACUUAUUCGACUUUACUGAAACGAUGGAGGGGACCGGCUUCUGGUCGAUGGCAGCAACGGAUACCCAAUUCUGGUUUGACGGCAGUGACACCCUCAGUGAGUUUCUGCUACUGGAUGUACCCUCAACUACCGAUUACCAAGACAUGGCACAUUCGACACGAUCGCUGUCAAGCAAGAUGCAAGAUUGGUUCAGCGCGACGUCUCGCUCGAGCUCUCCAUCUCGCAAUCGGAUCCGCAAGAUGUGGUACUCUGGCAUGCCUGACCCUGAUCACUACAAGAAAGAGGUCAAGGAGGUAUUUCUGCGUCUAUUCAUGAAGCACAUACCACACUCGUUCCCUUUAUUCGACCGCAAGCACAGCUCUGAACACGAGCGCCCAGUAAUGUAUGUGCUAGCUAUGGCCGCUGUUGGCGGUCUCUUCUGCUCGGUACCUGGAAGCGGCGAGGUAGCACGAUCAAUGUGCAACGACGCUCGAAGGCUUGUUCUGGCUGCCUAUACCGCAAGAAACUUAGUAGACCCAGGUAGCGACACGGUCGAGAGCAGGCUGGUCUCUGUGAAGACGAUGAUACUUCUCGGCAUCUACGGGAUAUGCAGUGGGGACAAACGCAGCUACGAGUUCUACGAGGCGUUUUAUGCAGACAUGUCUCAUGUAAAGUGUCCCAUCCGAGCCACUCUACCAUCGCUGGCUAACCCUAGCUCGUCACAGGCGGUCGAAGAGUUUGCUAGCUCUCUAGAAGAAGGUGACAACUUUGUGGCAUGGGACAGUCAGGUUGCUUGGUGGGUAGAGUUGAGUCUGACAGAACCACGGGCUAACAUCUAG
Messenger RNA from Recurvomyces mirabilis, 1002 nucleotides. RefSeq lists its product as uncharacterized. The transcript is spliced from 4 exons. The coding region runs from base 1 to 1002 and encodes 333 amino acids. Lineage: Eukaryota; Fungi; Ascomycota; Dothideomycetes; Mycosphaerellales; Teratosphaeriaceae. The record is from RefSeq and is a predicted model, not a curated record.